CCCCCUCCAACCAAUCAGCUGGUAGGCUUCCCCUCUACGGCUCGUUGACGAGACACACACACAAAGACGCGCGCGCUGACUACCAACACGCACUCCCGACGCCCGUUCUCCUUUUGGCACCUCGGGAAUGCGGCGGUGGUGUCGGACAGGGCGGUGUGUCUCCCAGCGGGGGAGGAGGAGAGACCGGCGCUGAGACGCGCGUCCGGAAGUCCUCCGCUUACCCGUUUUGAGGGGUGCCGGCCGGCCGCCGCUCGCGGCCGCGCGCGUCAGCCAUGGCCGAGAGGGAGUCUGGCGGGACGGCCAGUCCGGUGGUGCGUCAAAUCGACAAGCAGUUUUUGGUGUGCAGCAUCUGUCUGGAUCACUACCGCAACCCCAAAGUGUUGCCCUGCCUGCACACCUUCUGCGAAAGAUUGUCCCCGGGUGCGAUUGGGAGUCGGGAUGCUUUCUGCCGAUACUCAGCAAGCUCCCUGUCCGCCUGUCCGUCUGCGCGUCCGUCCAGCUGCCUGCAGAACUACAUUCCGGCCGAGUCUCUGACGCUGUCGUGCCCGGUGUGUCGGCAGACGUCCAUCCUGCCGGAGAAAGGCGUCUGCGCGCUGCAGAACAACUUCUUCAUCACCAACCUGAUGGAGGUCCUGCAAGGAGAAGCCGAGUGUUGGAGACCCGAGGCCCGCGGCGUCCUGGAGUCGAUCGGCGUGGCGGCGGGGAAACCGCUCGGCUGCCCCAACCACGAGGGGGAGGUGAUGGAGUUCUACUGCGAUUCGUGCGAGACGGCCAUGUGUCUGCAGUGCACGGAAGGCGAGCAUCGCAAGCACGACACGGUGCCGUUGCGUGACGUCGUGGAGCAGCACAAGGCGGCGCUCAGGACCCAGCUGGACGCCAUCCGCGGCAGGGUGCCCCAGCUCACGGCGGCCAUGGAGCUGGUGAGCGACAUCUCCCGCCAGCUGAGCGAGCGCAAGAAGCAAGCGGUGGCGGAGAUAAGCGGCGCCUUCCAGGAACUGGAGCGAGCCUUGGAGCAACGCAAGGCGACGCUAGUGGCCGACCUGGAGAACAUCUGCGGCGCCAAGCAGCAGGUUCUCCAGGCCCAGCUGGCAGACCUCCUCCAAGGCAGGGAUCACAUUCAGAGCGGCUGCGACUUCACCGAGCAAGCGCUGGUCCACGGGAGCGCCGCCGAGGUUCUACUGGUCCAGAAGCAAAUGAGCGAGCGCAUGACGGCGCUGGCGAGACACGACUUCCCGGAGAGACCUCAUCAGAACGCGCACCUGGACUGGCAGGUGGAAACCGAAGGCCUGCGCCGGUCCAUCCAGAAUCUCGGCGUUCUGCUGACCACGCCCGCCGUGGCGCACACCUCGGUGGCCGCGGGGGAGGGUCUACGCCUCGCCACCACUGGCCAGCGCCACGCCAUCACCGUCACCACCAAAGACAAAGAUGGCGAGCUGGUGAGGACAGGAAACGCGCUAUUGGAAGCCGAGAUCACGUCGGCGGCGGACGGCAGCCGCACCGCCGACGCGGAGGUGACGGACAAUAAGAACGGCACCUACGAGGUGGGCUACACAUUGCGCAACGAAGGCGAGUACGCCUUGGCGCUCAGCCUGUACGGCCAGCCCCUGCGCGGCAGCCCCUUCCGCCUGCGCGCCCUCAAGCCCUGCGACGUGCCGCCUUCGCCCGACGACGUCAAACGCCGCCUCAAGUCGCCCGGCGGCGCCGGCGGGCACGUCCGCCAGAAAGCGGUCAGGCGGCCCUCCAGCAUGCACGCCGCCGCCAAGAAGAAGGAGAACCCCAUCGACGACGAGCUCAUCUACAGAGUCGGAUGUCGCGGCCGCGAGCGAGGCGAGUUCACCAACCUGCAAGGCAUUUCGGCAUCUGCCAAUGGCCGAGUGGUGGUGGCCGACAGCAACAAUCAGUGUAUCCAGAUCUUCUCCAACGACGGCCAGUUCAAGAUGCGCUUUGGCGUCCGCGGCCGCUCGCCGGGACAACUGCAGCGGCCGACCGGCGUCGACGUGGACUCCAACGGCGACAUCGUGGUGGCCGAUUACGACAAUCGCUGCGUCAGCAUCUUCUCCCCUGACGGAAAGUUCAAGUGGCGCAGACACCCAUUUUCAACCGCGCCCAUCUACGCAAAUCCCAAAAGAAAGAACACGCUGCCGUGCGCAGAGUUAGACUGCCCUUUGUUUUGUGAGAAAAGCCCAAAUGUGCUUGCUUUUGCGGCGGCGCAGAACAAGAUCGGCUCCGGCCGUCUGCUGGGCCCGAAGGGCGUGGCCGUGGACAAGAACGGGCACAUCAUCACCGUGGACAACAAAGCCUGCUGCGUCUUCAUUUUCCAGGCCAACGGCAAGCUGGUCACCAAGUUCGGAGGGCGCGGCGUCGCCGACAGACAAUUUGCAGCAGAUAAACUGCUUCCAAACGUUAAUAAGUCAGGCUCGGUGUUCAGUCCGCACUUUGUGGCCGUCAACGGCAAGAACGAAAUCGUCGUCACCGACUUCCACAACCACUCGGUCAAGGUGUACAGCGCCGAUGGCGAGUUCCUCUUCAAGUUCGGCUGUCACGGCGAAGGCAACGGGCAAUUCAACGCGCCUACCGGCGUCGCCGUCGAUGCCAACGGCAACAUCAUCGUCGCCGACUGGGGGAACAGCAGGAUACAGGUUUUCGACAGCGCGGGCUCCUUCCUGUCUUACAUCAACACGUCGGGCGACCCGCUUUACGGCCCGCAAGGUCUGGCGCUGACUUCGGACGGAAACGUGGCCGUGGCCGACUCAGGAAACCACUGCUUCAAGGUCUACCGCUACCUGCAGUAGCGGCCGACUCAGCAUCGCGACGCUUCGGCGGGAACCCACCCAAAGCAAAUUGGUCUCUUAUGUCAAAACCUCCAGACUCACUCUUCAAACCUUAACGAGGGGAAAUCAAGCGCUUGAAUCUAAAGGAACAUUUUUUUUUUUUUUUUUUUUACAAUUUUGCCAAAAUACCCAAGCUGCUCCUGCCAAAACAUUUCUUGCACCAACACUGUGAAUCAUGUCAGAGAGGAAUAUCUGCCUGCUGUAAAUGUUUCAUUCAUGUUUCUUUUGUGUUUCUGCGUCAAUGAAACAGCAGCCGACAUCAAACGGGACAAAUAAAGUUUCAUUGUAUAUAUGAAAAACGA
Hippocampus comes (tiger tail seahorse) is the source of this 3133-nucleotide messenger RNA. Its product is annotated as tripartite motif-containing protein 3-like. Lineage: Eukaryota; Metazoa; Chordata; Actinopteri; Syngnathiformes; Syngnathidae. Gene Ontology annotation, biological process: proteasome-mediated ubiquitin-dependent protein catabolic process; protein polyubiquitination. The coding region runs from base 273 to 2792 and encodes 839 amino acids. The transcript has 18 exons. The record is from RefSeq and is a predicted model, not a curated record. Gene Ontology annotation, molecular function: protein binding; zinc ion binding; ubiquitin protein ligase activity.